GGUAUAUCUUGUCUCAACAGGCUUGAAUUUAUAUAUAAUUUGCCCUAUAUUUUCGUUAACCAUCUUACAUACAAAUUUACAAAUAAAAGACAAAAGAAAAAAAAAAAAAAAAAAAAGAGUGAAUAGAUAUGGAAGCAGAGGGAACCAAGAAUGAACUCAAUGAAGAAUAUCCAAUGAAAGAUGGAGAUGGCCCUUACAGCUAUGGAAAGAAAUUCGAAAUCCAGGGAAUAGUUAGUGAGGAGAAAUUGGAUAGCUUUAAUGUACCAAUAUAUGAAAUGUCUCCCCAAGAAUUGGAAGCAGGUGUUGAAAGAAAUGGAUGUUUUAAUAUAGAGACAAUUGAAUACAUACAUCAUGAGAAAGAUGAUCGUUCUCGGUCUUUAAUGAAUGCCAAAGUAUUUGCAUCUCACAUAAGAGCUUCCUUAGAGAGGAUUAUCAAGAAGCAAUUUGGUGAGGACAUUUUAGAUGUGCCGUUUGACUCUUACGGGAAGAAAAUUGAAGAAAAUCCCUCGAUUUUGAAGUCAGUGAAAAACGUCAACUUCUUUGUCGUCCUUAAACGCAAGGCAGCAAAUUAGCUUAGCUUUAGCUAGCUACAACUUGCUUUCUUCACCCUUUUAUAUAAUCUGUCAGUGUUUGUAUAUUGUUAUAUAUAUAGUAUUGCAUUUUCUUUUUUUUUUUUGGUUAUCAUUAAUUAAUAAAUAAUGUCAGGAACGUUUAUAUAAAUUAGAAAUUAUUAGCUUGAUUAUUGUUUUGAAAAA
This is a messenger RNA of Ziziphus jujuba (common jujube), 755 nucleotides long. Its product is annotated as probable S-adenosylmethionine-dependent methyltransferase At5g37990. Gene Ontology annotation, molecular function: S-adenosylmethionine-dependent methyltransferase activity. The record is from RefSeq and is a predicted model, not a curated record. The coding region runs from base 129 to 572 and encodes 147 amino acids. Lineage: Eukaryota; Viridiplantae; Streptophyta; Magnoliopsida; Rosales; Rhamnaceae. Gene Ontology annotation, biological process: methylation. The transcript is spliced from 2 exons.